Messenger RNA from Acomys russatus (golden spiny mouse), 1591 nucleotides. It is a transcript of the gene Adprh, whose product is annotated as ADP-ribosylarginine hydrolase. NCBI's taxonomy places the organism in Eukaryota, Metazoa, Chordata, Mammalia, Rodentia, Muridae. Gene Ontology annotation, biological process: protein de-ADP-ribosylation. The transcript is spliced from 4 exons. The record is from RefSeq and is a predicted model, not a curated record. The coding region runs from base 141 to 1229 and encodes 362 amino acids. Gene Ontology annotation, molecular function: magnesium ion binding; ADP-ribosylarginine-[protein] hydrolase activity.
CAGGUCUUUGCCUGCCUGGACCCUCAUCCUGAGCAGUGUGAUUAGAUGAAGGACUGUGGAGGUUCCUGCACUUGAACUAAGCCUAUAACAGUGUUUGGGAGACUGAGUUGCCCCAUAAGACCGCCUGUGCCAAGCUCACCAUGGGUGGCGGGCUGAUGGAGAAGUAUGUGGCUGCCAUGGUGCUGAGUGCAGCUGGUGACACCCUGGGGUACUUCAAUGGGAAGUGGGAGUUCCUUCGGGAUGGGGAGAAGAUACACCAACAGUUGGCCCAGAUGGGUGACUUGGAAGCCAUAGACGUGGCACAGUGGAGAGUCAGUGACGACACAGUGAUGCACCUGGCGACAGCGGAAGCCCUCGUGGAGGCUGGCAAAUCCCCGGACUUGGCUCAGCUGUAUUCCCUACUAGCUAAACAUUACCAGAAAUGCAUGGGAGACAUGGAUGGCCGGGCACCAGGUGGCGCUUGUAUGCAAAAUGCCAUGAAGCUUAAACCCAACAGGCCCGAAGGCUGGAGGAUUCCCUUCAGCGACCGAGAGGGCGGCUGCGGGGCUGCCAUGCGUGCCAUGUGCAUCGGGCUGAGGUUUCCUCACCCCAGCCAGCUGGAUAUGCUGAUCCAAGUGAGCAUUGAGAGUGGCCGGAUGACCCACCACCACCCCACAGGCUACCUUGGAAGCCUUGCAUCAGCUCUUUUUACAGCGUAUGCCGUGAAUGGCACAUCCCCAUGGCAGUGGGGGAAGGGUCUGAUGGAAGUGCUACCAGAAGCCAAAAAGUACAUUGUCCAGUCAGGCUACUUUGUGGAGGAAAACCUUCAACACUGGUCCUACUUCCAGAAAGAAUGGGAAAAGUACCUGGAACUUAGAGGAAUUUUGGAUGGCAAGUCAGCUCCAGUCUUCCCGCAGCCCUUUGGUGUGAAGGAAAGAGAUCAGUUCUAUAUCGACCUGAGUUACUCUGGCUGGGGUGGCAGCAGCGGACACGAUGCCCCCAUGAUUGCCUAUGAUGCCCUCCUCGCUGCAGGGGAUUCCUGGAAGGAGCUAGCACACAGGGCCUUUUUCCACGGCGGAGACAGUGACUCCACAGCAGUCAUUGCUGGCUGCUGGUGGGGAGUGAUGCACGGUUUUAAAGGAGUAAAUCCUUCUAACUAUGAGAAGCUCGAAUACCGGCAGCGGUUAGAAGAGGCAGCAAGGGCUUUGUAUACUCUUGGGUCAAAAGAAGACCCUGCAGGUGACCCCUAGGGAGAGGGUGGUCUGUUUCUGGUGGUUUCUUUCCCAGUAGCCCCCGAUUCUUCUUAGUCUCUUCAGCUUUUCCUGUGUCAAGAAUCCUAAUCUUUUGCUCGAAGAGUUUGAGAUAACAAGCCCCUGUGCACCUUUAGUCCCACCUCCCCGCCCUCACCCUGCUCUCCCCAAGUUCAUCCCUGUGUUUGGGAAUGUGUUUAUUUCAGUUGAUGGGGUCUGCUUUUCCCGUUCCAGAACCCCUAUAUCCUUGUAUUUGAGUUUUUUGUUUUUAUCAUGGAGUUGUUUUAAAUGCUUUGUCUGAUUUUUUUUUUCCCCCACUUGAUUGGGUCUUCUACCUACCCCAAGUAGGCCCAGGCAGAGAU